AUGGCCAAUUCCUACGUUAAGACUGCAGUCUCUUCGCUGUUGUUGGCGGCUACCAGCCAAGCCGCCGUUCUGGCCCCUGUUAACGACAUUGUGUUCCCAGCCAGUGACAGCGUCCAAAAUCCACUGCAGUACUCUGGUGGUAACACACCAUGGUUUGCUGGUCCUAAUGUCAAUGGCGUUGAUAACACCGUCCCUGACAAGUGUACUGUGCAACAGGCUGCCUAUAUUGUGAGACACGGUAGUCGAUUCCCCGAUUCGGGUUCUUACGACUCAUGGGUCGGCAUCUACGACAAGAUUCAAACUGCUGUGAAUGGCCAUGGAUUUGAAGCUCGUGGUGCUCUCUCGUUCAUUGCGGAUUGGCACACUGUCUUGACCAACACCAAUUUGCAAAUGUCAUCUGAGUCCAUGACAGGUUGGAAGGAGGCCGGUGACCUUGGUUAUCAACUCAGAGCUCGCUACCCCGAUUUCUACGAGGAUGGUAACCCAUUCUACGUCUGGGCCAACCAGUACAAGUACCCCAUCAACGAGUCCCGAGUUGUUCAAACUGCUCGUUCUUUUGUCAACGGCUACUUGUAUGAGUUUGCCGACACCUACGGCAGCGUUGUCAGUGUGAACUCCACUGGCUCUGUCAGCGCCAUCGGUAACUCCCUGGGUCCAUCUGACUCAUGCCCGACCUUUGCAAGCACCUCAAGUGGCGGUGACAACGUAACUGACUGGGAUGCUACCUGGGCCCCAGCGACUGUGAAGCGACUCAACGCACUGGUUAGCGGCAACCUGACCUUCGAUGAGACCGACAUCACUUUCUUCCCUUACAUGUGUGCCUAUGAGAGCCAGAUCCUUGGUAAUCUCAGCCCCUGGUGCAAUGUCUUCAACCAGGAGGAGUUGGAAAAAUAUGCUUAUUCCCAGGAUUUGAGUUACUACUACGAUGUUGGCCCUGGUGCCGAUGGACCCGCUAAGAUUCUCUUCUUGCCUUUCCUGAACAGUCUGAUGAGCCUGCUCAAGGAGGGUCCGGGUCAGACCGGAAAGGCUGCUGAUGGAGGUAGUUUCACUGUUCCUAACCUGAUCAUGGCUUUCUUGAACGAUAAUCAGAUUGCCGAGAUGACCGCCGCCAUGGGUAUCUUUGAUAACGAGGCCCCUCUCCCCGAUACCCACAUCCCCACUAACCACUUGUACAAUGUGGCCCACUGGAUUACCAUGCGCGGUACUGUCGCCUUUGAGGCUUUGAACUGUGAAGUUGAGUCGGGAAAGAAGUCCACCAACGAGACCUAUAUCCGAGUUCUGUUCAACGAUGCUGUGUACCCGAUCGUUAGCUGCCAGAAUGGACCUGGCAAGAGCUGUCUUCUGUCCGAGUAUGCUACUUUCAUCGAGGAGAAGAACAAGAAGGCUGGUAACUUCAUUGAUUACUGCAAUGUUACCGAGGCCGGUCACCCCGAGACUGUCGCUGGAGCUAGCUUCUUCACUGAUUUGUCCCUGGACUUCUUGACCUUCGUUAACCCUUGA
Molecule: messenger RNA, 1500 nt
Organism: Penicillium malachiteum
Lineage: Eukaryota; Fungi; Ascomycota; Eurotiomycetes; Eurotiales; Aspergillaceae
Product: phosphoglycerate mutase-like protein
Exons: 7
Coding region: 1-1500 (499 amino acids)
Cellular component (GO): fungal-type cell wall
Molecular function (GO): acid phosphatase activity
Source: RefSeq, a predicted model, not a curated record